Molecule: messenger RNA, 2340 nt
Organism: Prorocentrum cordatum
Lineage: Eukaryota; Dinophyceae; Prorocentrales; Prorocentraceae
Source: the annotation of a GenBank genome assembly
UGCCCUGCGAUACCGGCGCUGCCAGCGUGCCCGGCGUGCCCAGGAGCGCCUGCGCCUGUUUCGGCGCCGAGCGCUAGCGGCGGGCUGUCGGAGCUCCCGGACCUGCGGCUCCUGAUCGCCUUCGCCAGCCUGCUGGUGCUGGCCAGCUGCGGGUGCAUGGGGGCGGCCGUCGUGACGGUGUGGGGCACGAGCCGCCCGCUGGGCCGACGCUCGAGUGCUGCUGAGCCGCGGGCAGAGAGCACGCCCACCAUCCUCGACCAGGAGGCCGAGCUCGGAUCGCUAGCGCAGGAGCAGCUGAGCGUGAUCCGACAGCGGCGCAUGCAGGGCCUCGGGAUCGAGGCCGGAGACUUCGGCGCUGUUCAGUAUAAUGUGCCAGGAGCGCCCUUGUACCACGAGCGGUUGGUUCUCAUCGAACCCGGGGCUGGUACCACCGUGAGUGUGCUGACCCCAGACGGCGACAACUACGAAGCCGACAUCAUUUGGUUCGGCCUGAUGGCUGGCGGCGCCUGUGGAGGUGGAGCUCCUCUCGGCGCUGGUGGGGCGGUGGUGCCCGUGUAUCGGUUCCAACACGUGCCGACGCCUGCGGCUUUCCAGGAGGAGGCUUGCCAGCCGUGGGAGCUGGAGUCGGAGCUCUGGCUGCGGCCCUGGGUCCUGCGCCUGUGGCCCCUGGAGCUGGCGCCCUCGCUGGCGCUGGAGGUGCUCUACCUGGAGCCGGGGCCGCUGUUGGCACUGACGUGCCUGCUGCUGCUGGGCCACUCGUUGUGGGUCCUGGCGGUGUCCUCGUACCUGGAGGCGGUGGUCUUGGAGCUGCAGCUGCUGGAGGAGCAUCGGUGCCUACUGUGGAUGUUCGUAUCCAGCCUGUCGGUCACGAUGACCACAUUGUGGCUGUGUCGGUUCAUGGUGUCGAACGGCCAGACCCCUCUCGGUAGACACGCUCGGUGGAAGGCAGACGCCAAGUUACAGAACAACGAUGGCGGAGUCGAGAACCAUCUUAUGUGUUGCCAGAUGUUAGAGAGCUUGGCCACGUUCGAUCAACUGAACCUGCCCGACAUCGCUGGAGCGGAGAUCAUGGCCAGAUCCAUCCAGCUGUCCGAGGAGAGGUACCGAGACCGCAUGCCCAGUUUUGCGGGCAGCAGUGGCGAGACGACGCAGGAUGCCUUCCUGUACAUGGGUCUCGAUCAUGUUCGUGGGAACGUGGCCGUUUGCCCGGCACUGCAGUCCUGGGUGUCGGCCGAACUCCAGAAGGAGGUGUCCGUCAUGAAGGAGAGGCGUAAAGCUCGAGAGGAACGGGCCAGCGCCAAACAGAACAAGAACAAGACCAAGAAGGACGGAAAGGUACAUGCCGCUUGCGUGACGACAAUGUUGUCCACGGGGGAUACCGAUUGGCUGUGCGAUUAUCAGGUGAAUUUGCUUAGGGACGUUAAUGAAGCCAAGGCAGGGAAGCUGAAGAGGGAGAGGUCCACUCGAGCUCAGCAGGCCGCCGCGAAGGUGGAGGCCACUGUCGCGUUCCCGUGGAUGAGCGUGCUGGAGAAGAUUGCGGUCAAGCCCGGCACCGUGGCAUUGUACCAGGGGGUGCUGGUCCUGCGCGGCGCGCCGUGCGCGGAGCUGGCGCGCCCGCCCUGCGCGGCAGGUCGAGAGCGGUUCCGGGAGUUCCUCGCGGGGGCCGCUCGGCGGCCUCUCGUCGGAGACGCGCGGGGAGUCGGAGGAGAGACUCGCGGGACAGGGGGGGGCCUGCUCGAUGAUGCCCUCGAAGCGGAGCAGGAGGCCAAGCGGGCGGCGCGGCCCAAGGCAACCGCCCUGCGCUCGGCGGGCCUCGCGUUCGGCACGGCGGAAGGCAGGGCCCGCGGCAAGGACAAAGCUCCGUUGGACGCCGACCCCGCCCUGGCAGAUGCGUCGCAGGCGCUCCACAUGGCCCACCAGCGACAGGCGGACUGCCAGCAGGCGGUCGAGCGGGUCAGGGGGGCGGCCGCGGGCGAGGUCUCGGUCAGGGAGAUGCUCGUCACCUGGGGGGGCUCUUGGACGGCCAAGGGGCACCAGCUCAUGCAAGCACGGGUGCUCGGACAGGAUGAUGAGGCCAUGCUCGCGCGCGUUGCUUCGUGCGCUGCUGGCAACCGACGCACGCACUUCGUGGCUGGGCCAAGCCCUGCUCUAGAGCUGAGGAGGCAGAUGUCCCAGCUGAUCCAGUCCGUGCCCGUGAGGAGGCAGAUGUCCCAGCUGAUCCAGUCCGUGCCCGCCCCGCUGGCUGCCGAGCUGCUUCCGUCGGGGCAGCAUGCAGGCCCCGGUGCUGCCGCGCAGCGGCGGGGUCGCGCGGCCUCGCGCGGCCUCGCCUCGCCCGCGGGG